Molecule: messenger RNA, 300 nt
Organism: Miscanthus lutarioriparius
Lineage: Eukaryota; Viridiplantae; Streptophyta; Magnoliopsida; Poales; Poaceae
Source: the annotation of a GenBank genome assembly
AUGAAGAUAUUUGUAGUUUCCCUGACAUUCAAUUUUCCAUGCCUAGCUAUGGGAUACAAGAACGCUAACCCUGAUCACGACGUAGUUCUAGGAGGUGGUCAGGAUGCAAUGAAUGUGACUAUGACAGACCGCCGUGCUGGUAAAUUUGAGGCUAAAUUCUAUCACAAGAUUUUGCAAGAGGAAAUUGGUGGUGUUAAAGGACAUUUUGGGCCACUUAAUGCUUUAGCAUUUAAUCCUGAUGGGCGAAGGUUGUUUGAGACUCAACUGGUACAGUUUCUUGGUUCAGAUGUUGCUGGUUGA